AUGAAGAAUCUCAUCGGAUGCUCCCUCUUCUUCGCGACGAGUUUCCUCCUCCACCUCCUCGCGAACCGCGGACUCCGCGAUCUGCUUGACGCCGCCGCCGCGACGGAUCCGGUCGGGGAUUCCCUGUGCAGCCGGCGAAGCACGCUGCGCGGUCCUCGCCAGAGGAUCGUCUCCUUCGGUCUCUUCGGGGACUUCGGGAAUCCUCGGGCGAAGGGUCCGUACGAGAAGCUCUUGUUCAAGAUUCCGGCCAGCGUCAAAAUGUGGUAUCCAGGUUGGGCAGUGAGGAUAUACACGAAUUAUUCCACGGCCGACAAGGACAUCACGGCCUGGAUGGACGCCAUCGAAGAUCGAUAUCCCUUCGUGGACUUCUGCCACGUGGCGAGCCUCCCUGGGCUCUCCGGAGACAUCCAGAGGAAUCAGAGCAACGGGAGAGUGUGGAGGUUCCUGCCGAUGAUGGAUCCCCUCGUUGACGUCUUUGUGUCUAGAGAUACGGAUUCCCCGGUCACGGUGCGUGAAGCAUCAGCCGUGAAAGAGUGGCUGGAGAGCAAGUACCUCUUUCACGCCAUGAAGGAUCAUCCGGCGCAUGAAGGACCCGUCUUCGCCGGUCUUUGGGGUGCAAAGGUGUCACAGAACCGAAGUUUUGUUGGAUACUUGGGGAGGAAAAUGAUAUUCGAGAGCGGACGCAGCAACGACAACGGCUUCGACCAGGAGCUCCUCAAGUCGGUCUUGUGGCCAGAAGCGGAACAGGAUUUCGUGAGUCUUCCAUCGAGGUCGCCACCCCACGAGCGCCUCGAAAGCCUCACCGACUCCUCUUGCGCCUUGCAGUUGGUGCACGCCAGCUUCCACUGUGAUAAAUUCGUCGGGGGAGAGACGAGAGCCUUCCCGACGCGUCGGAGGCACGGCUUCUGGCUCGGCUCGGGCACCCGACAUCCCCCGAUCUCGACGACGUGCCCGCUUGAGUGCAGACCGAAGGAACAUCCCGACUGGACGACAUGCUGA
Molecule: messenger RNA, 999 nt
Organism: Darwinula stevensoni
Lineage: Eukaryota; Metazoa; Arthropoda; Ostracoda; Podocopida; Darwinulidae
Source: the annotation of a GenBank genome assembly